Molecule: messenger RNA, 1245 nt
Organism: Apis laboriosa (Himalayan honeybee)
Lineage: Eukaryota; Metazoa; Arthropoda; Insecta; Hymenoptera; Apidae
Product: copper homeostasis protein cutC homolog
Exons: 2
Coding region: 417-1139 (240 amino acids)
Molecular function (GO): copper ion binding
Source: RefSeq, a predicted model, not a curated record
UUCCAAUAUAGUUCCGUUUAAUCAUCUUUUUAUUAAUUAAAUUAUUCUAUAAAUAAAUAUACUUUAUACAUUGAGAUAAGAUAUCUUGUUUAUCUUCUAUAAAUUUGACAAAUAGUUCAGUAUAUUUCUGCAGAUGGCAGAGUAAUCGUAUUAACACAUCACUGUUCUCCAUGUGCAUUUCUUAUUUACAUUUAUUGUGUUCCUUUUCAUUUAUUUCGAUUCAAUAAAUAUUGAUCACAAUCAUAAAAUCUGUUCUAACUUCAAUGUUAACUGUAGUGAUAAAUAAUAAAGUGACAUUUUCGAAACAAAAUAUUCAUCACAUUGUGAUAACAUUACGUCUUCACUUAUCCCUAGACAUAAGCAGCUAGUGACUUUAUUAUAUUUUCUGAGAAAUUGGCAACACUUUUCAACAGACAAUGGAAAUUUGCAUAGAUUCUUUAGAAUCAGCGAAAAAUGCAAUCGAAGGUGGUGCAACGAGACUCGAAAUUUGUUCUGCCCUUUCCGAGGGUGGUUUAACACCUACUCCUAGCUUUUUACAAAAAAUUAAGAGUUUUUCAUCUAUUCCAAUUUAUGCUAUGCUUCGAAUACGUUCCGGAAAUUUCGUAUACACGAAAGAAGAAAUGGAAGUCAUGUUACAGGAUUUAAAAAUAUUAAAAAAUUACGGUGCUAAUGGUUUCGUUUUUGGCGCAUUAACGUCAGAUAAUGAAAUCGACGUGGAAUCUUGCAAAGAUAUUCUUUACGCUGCUCAAUCAUUACCAGUAACCUUCCAUCGGGCUUUCGACGAAGUCAACGAUCCCUUAAAAUCUUUGAAAAUAUUAAUAAAUUUGAAAUUCGAGAGAAUUCUAACUUCUGGACAAAAAGAUACCGCAGAAGAAGGAUUAGAAUUGAUAAAAAAGCUCGUUCAAGAAGCUCAAAACAAAAUAAUCGUGAUGCCAGGUUCUGGUAUUACUAAUAAAAAUAUCUUGAAAAUAAAGAUGAUAUCUGGUGCGAAAGAAUUUCAUGCAUCAGCUAAGAAAAAGGUGGUAAUUCCGUAUGGUAUAAAUAAAGUUAAAAUUGGUGCUAAUAGAGAAACUUACAUCACAAUGACUGAUAAAGAAUUAGUGCGAGAAAUGGUUCGAAUUUUACUGAAUACUAUAUAGUGUUCACGGUGAUAGACUAUGCAUUUUUAAAUCGAAGAAUAUUUUUCUUGAAGUCACGAACCUGUUUCUUUAUAUAACUGGUUUCUCGAUAAAAAAUUAAAUUCUA